Emiliania huxleyi CCMP1516 is the source of this 534-nucleotide messenger RNA. RefSeq lists its product as hypothetical. Lineage: Eukaryota; Haptophyta; Isochrysidales; Noelaerhabdaceae. Gene Ontology annotation, biological process: protein O-linked glycosylation via mannose. The transcript is spliced from 3 exons. Gene Ontology annotation, molecular function: glucuronosyltransferase activity; xylosyltransferase activity. Bases 1 to 534 code for a protein of 177 amino acids. The record is from RefSeq and is a predicted model, not a curated record.
AUGGCGGUUGACGCCGGCUCGACCGGCGGCGCGGCCUGCCUCGCGACCAUCAUGACCGAGGAUCGAGUGCUUGCCUUCCACCGCCUCGCCGCUUCCUGGCCGUGGCCCAUCUCCGUCGCCUACCUGAGCACCGAAUGGCACCGCGACCGCCGGCUUGGGCUGCAGCUCCUCGACGUGCAGGCGCAGCCGCCGCCCGAAGCCCAUCGGAUCGUGCUCUCCGUCGUCGCCGACCGUGGCUACAGGCAGCCGCAAAACCUCUUUCCGUUCAACCUGCUGCGCAACGUAGCGGUCGAGAACUGUGCUUCGAAAACAGUCCUGGUGGCCGACGUCGAUUUUGUGCUCGGAGGGUCGGUCGGAGGGCUUACUUCCGCGGUCGCCGAGGUGGAGGAGGACCCGAGAGUCGCCGUGCUGCUUCCCGCAUUCGACGUGCGCGCUGGCCAAGCUCCGGCGCCCACGGCGGAGUCGGUCCGGCUGACCACGGAGAAUUCGAGGGGGGAACGAGGAGGGGGGAACGGGCGGUCGGCGUCGGGGUAG